This is a messenger RNA of Aspergillus fischeri NRRL 181, 471 nucleotides long. RefSeq lists its product as uncharacterized. Gene Ontology annotation, molecular function: hydrolase activity. The transcript has a single exon. Bases 1 to 471 code for a protein of 156 amino acids. NCBI's taxonomy places the organism in Eukaryota, Fungi, Ascomycota, Eurotiomycetes, Eurotiales, Aspergillaceae. The record is from RefSeq and is a predicted model, not a curated record.
AUGUUCUAUCCCGUGAUCCAGCACAUCCUUACCAACCUGACCGGCGGCGUCAGCCUACCUGUGGAGUAUCCUGUAGCAGCGAGCCAAAACACCAGCAGCGGCGAGCAGUUCGUGGUGGACUCCAUCGCCCACAGACUCCGGCGCUGUCCGCACCAGAAGUACGCUCUAUUCGGGUAUUCUCAAGGCGCAACCUUGAUUCUUAACGUGCUCCGCCAACUGAGUCCUCCGGCCCUUGAAUCAAUCAAAUUAGUCAUUCUUGUUGGCAACCCAUUCUAUAUGCCCGGGAAGAGUUCCAAUGUGAACGCUACUGCGCAGCACCACGAGAAAGCCUUAUUAGGGAUGUUUGCGGAGAAGGCUAUUGCCAGUAACAGGACGACUCAGCUCUUGAAGGAGAUGGACCAGAGUGGGAACGUGCUUGAUUAUUGUCUUGCAGUGAGUAUCAGUCGAUAUCCGUGUUUAUUUACUAGCUAA